AGACUUGGGCUUUACACACACAGUCAAGCUUUACAAUGCCUGAAGGGAACGUUCAGCACUCCAAUGAUGGUGGUGAAGAGCCAAAAGAGAACGCUAGGCGCUCGCCCACGGCCUGCUUCGGAUCCGCCCUCAUUUCCAGCAAGAUCCCGCCGCGGUGUAGGGGACUCGACGGAGAGGGAGGCGUUAUCCUAGGCAUCGACGAGGCGGGAAGGGGGCCUGUGCUGGGCCCCAUGACGUACGGAGCAGCGUACUGGAGCUGCGCCGACGACAAGGAGAUGUCGGCCAAGGGUUUCGAUGACUCGAAGGCGUUAACGUCGGACCAGAGGACGAGCCUCUUCGAUCGAAUUGAUAGGACCCCCGAGGUAGGCUGGGUCCUACGACUCAUCUCCGCUCGAGAACUGUCGGACAAGAUGUGCCGGAAGGUGCCCUACAGCCUCAACGUCAUCUCGCACGACGCCGCCGCCGAACUGAUCCGAGCGGUGCAAGCGCGGGGCGUCAAAGUUACCCAAGUGUACGUCGACACGGUCGGGGACCCGGCCUUCUACCAAUCCAAGCUGGAGAAGGAGUUUGGCAAGGGGAUCAAGUUCGUUGUGGCCAAGAAGGCGGACAGCCUCUACAAGACUGCCAGCGCUGCAAGCAUCGUCGCCAAGGUCACUCGAGACCGAAUCGUCGAGGGGUGGCAGUGGUCUGAGCCCAACCUGGACUUCAGCGAGGACAGGAAGUACGGGUCCGGAUACCCCGGGGACGAGAAGUGCAAGAAGUGGCUCGAGUCGAACGUUGACCCGGUCUUCGGAUUUCCGGACAUCUGUCGCUUCAGCUGGGGCACGACGAAGGAGAUUCUCAAGGGGCCCACUCGGAAACGGGUGGAUUGGGAGGAGGAGCCAGACGAAGAGGCGGCAGGCAUGAAUUCCAUAGCGAGCUUCAUGGUGCAGCCCAAGAAAAAAGCCCGGGCUAAUCUGUUCGUGAAACGAGGGCUCGAGUUGGUAGACACCUUCUAG
Molecule: messenger RNA, 998 nt
Organism: Ectocarpus siliculosus
Lineage: Eukaryota; Phaeophyceae; Ectocarpales; Ectocarpaceae
Source: the annotation of a GenBank genome assembly